Molecule: messenger RNA, 1146 nt
Organism: Medicago truncatula (barrel medic)
Lineage: Eukaryota; Viridiplantae; Streptophyta; Magnoliopsida; Fabales; Fabaceae
Product: xanthoxin dehydrogenase
Exons: 2
Coding region: 113-955 (280 amino acids)
Biological process (GO): abscisic acid biosynthetic process
Cellular component (GO): cytosol
Molecular function (GO): xanthoxin dehydrogenase (NAD+) activity
Source: RefSeq, a predicted model, not a curated record
UAGGACAAAAAAAAAAUGUUAUAAAAUGAAACAUUAUGAGCCACCAACAACACUAUCAUGAACAAACUGUUUGUAGAACAAGAGAGAGAAAGAAAGUACACACAGCUGAGCUAUGUCAACUGCCAUCAAUGCUUCCACUUCUGCUCCAGCACAAAGAUUAUUAGGUAAAGUCGCUGUGGUAACUGGUGGAGCCUCCGGAAUUGGAGAAAGCAUCGUUCGCCUAUUCCACACCCACGGUGCUAAAGUAUGUAUAGCCGACAUCCAAGACGACCUUGGACAGAAGCUCUUUGAUUCCUUAAGUGAUCUAGAAAAUGUUUUUUUCGUCCAUUGUGAUGUCGCUGUAGAGGCUGAUGUCUCCACUGCAGUAUCCAUCGCUGUCGCUAAAUUCGGCACUCUAGACAUCAUGGUCAACAAUGCGGGAAUUUCCGGAGCACCUUGUCCUGAUAUCCGCAACGUGGACAUGGCAGAGUUCGACAAAGUAUUUAACAUAAAUGUAAAGGGAGUUUUCCAUGGAAUGAAACAUGCUGCUCAAUAUCUGAUCCCAAAGAAAAGUGGCUCAAUAAUUUCUAUAUCAAGUGUAGCAAGUUCCUUAGGAGGGUUAGGACCGCAUGGAUACACAGGUUCCAAGCAUGCUGUGUGGGGAUUAACAAAGAAUGUUGCAGCUGAAUUGGGGAACCACGGAAUAAGAGUGAACUGUGUGUCACCUUAUUGUGUCGCAACAGGUUUGGCUUUGGCUCAUUUGCCUGAAGACGAAAGAACCGAGGAUGCCAUGGCUGGUUUUCGUUCUUUUGUCGGGAAAAACGCAAACUUGCAGGGCGUAGAGUUAACUGCUGACGAUGUGGCUAAUGCCGUGCUCUUCCUUGCAAGUGAUGAUGCAAAGUAUAUAAGUGGAGAGAAUCUGAUGGUUGAUGGAGGAUUUACUAGAACUAAUCACUCACUCAAAGUUUUUAGAUGAUGAUUAUUUGUUUUUAACUGCUUGUUAAUUUACUUAAGCAGGGUUUAGAACAUUGGAAACACAGAAUGUCUAAUGAUAGAUUUUCAAAUAACAAAACCACUAUAGCUUGUCUAUGAAGUGAUUAAGUAAUAAUGUGAAUUUUUCUCUGAAUUGAUUAAAAAAGUAUCUACCCUUGAGGAAAUUUGUCUCUA